Molecule: messenger RNA, 108 nt
Organism: Parastagonospora nodorum SN15
Lineage: Eukaryota; Fungi; Ascomycota; Dothideomycetes; Pleosporales; Phaeosphaeriaceae
Exons: 2
Coding region: 1-108 (35 amino acids)
Source: RefSeq, a predicted model, not a curated record
AUGUCGUUGAGAAGGCCUUGGAUCACACUGGUAGAUGGGCAGCCAUUGCAAGGACGGGACAACUUCCCCGUAGAAUUCUACACUGAAAGCCCAUCCAAGUCGAUCUAA